Messenger RNA from Anopheles stephensi (Asian malaria mosquito), 2947 nucleotides. It is a transcript of the gene sina, whose product is annotated as E3 ubiquitin-protein ligase sina. The transcript has a single exon. Gene Ontology annotation, molecular function: zinc ion binding; ubiquitin conjugating enzyme binding; ubiquitin protein ligase activity. Gene Ontology annotation, biological process: multicellular organism development; proteasome-mediated ubiquitin-dependent protein catabolic process. NCBI's taxonomy places the organism in Eukaryota, Metazoa, Arthropoda, Insecta, Diptera, Culicidae. Bases 443 to 1375 code for a protein of 310 amino acids. Gene Ontology annotation, cellular component: cytoplasm. The record is from RefSeq and is a predicted model, not a curated record.
UAGUUGCCUCAUCGGAAUUGUUGCUGGUUGUGGGAGUAUUUUCGUGCACACUGCCGUCGUUGGCAGUGUCUCGCUUGACUCUAUACACCUUGUGCGCCGUAAACGUCAAUCGAGUGGAAACGCUGGGAAUAGCAAAUGAUAAUCGAUUGACACUUUGUGCACGGAUCUUUGUGCUCGGGAAUAGUGUUGUUUAUAAUUACGUGGUACGUAAAUAAAAAUAUCGCCUGAUUGCGAAGUGUUCCGUUGCGUAAAUGUGUGGACAAACGUUCGGGGCAGCGUUUUCCUCAAUGUGCACCUAGCCAGCCAACCAACCCACCCACCAACCAAGCAGCAACCGUCGCAGCUCAUCCGAUUCCAUCCUCCACAAACAGUGCUUGUGAAAGGUUGGUUUGCUGUGGGGUUCGGGUUCACGGCACACCAACACACACGGGACCCGCAGCGCAUGCUGACGGUGACGGUGGCUCCAACUCCCACGACGCAUCCGCCGCACACGGAGAACGCAGCAGCCGAACCACACACCAUGUCGAACAAGCUGAACAACCCGAAGCGCCGCGAGGUGACGGGUUCGUCGUCGUCCAACUCCUCCAUCUCGUCGGUGGGCGCUGGGGACAAUGGCAUAUCGGCCGAUCUGGCCUCCCUGUUCGAGUGUCCCGUGUGCUUCGACUACGUGCUGCCCCCGAUACUGCAGUGCCAGAGCGGCCACCUCGUGUGCACUAGCUGCCGCUCGAAGCUGACCUGCUGUCCCACCUGCCGCGGCUCGCUCGGUAACAUUCGCAACCUGGCGAUGGAGAAAGUGGCCUCGAACGUGAAGUUUCCCUGCAAGCACUCCAACCACGGCUGCACCAUCUCGCUCGUGUACACCGAAAAGGCGGAACACGAGGAGGCGUGCGAAUUUCGACCGUAUCUGUGCCCGUGCCCCGGUGCGUCCUGCAAGUGGCAGGGUUCGCUCGACUACGUGAUGCCCCACCUGAUGAUGUCGCACAAAAGCAUUACCACGCUGCAGGGUGAGGACAUCGUGUUUCUGGCCACCGACAUCAACCUGCCGGGUGCAGUCGAUUGGGUGAUGAUGCAGUCGUGCUUCGGCCAUCACUUCAUGCUGGUGCUGGAGAAGCAGGAAAAGUACGACGGGCACCAGCAGUUCUACGCCAUCGUACAGCUGAUCGGUUCGCGGAAGGAGGCCGAAAACUUUGCCUAUCGGUUGGAGCUGAACGGUAAUCGGCGUCGGCUCACGUGGGAAGCGAUGCCCCGCUCCAUCCACGAAGGGGUUGCCAGUGCGAUACUCAACUCGGACUGUCUGGUGUUCGAUACGUCGAUCGCACAACUGUUUGCCGACAACGGUAAUCUGGGCAUCAAUGUGACUAUUUCCGUUGUGUAAACAGAACACUGUAAUCGACUGAGGGGUAGGGAGGGACCACAGACUACGCAUAGACAGCCCCAUGUCUAUAGACAAUUCUUACCUAUAAUUCUGUAGUGGUAGUGUGUACCGUUUUGUAAUUUACUUUAAUUAUUUUUCUCUCUCUUGUUUUUGAGCCAUUUUGCUAACGAUAGAAGCACGUUUGGGUUUUGCUAAUGUGAUGGCGGGGUUUCAACACUGUGCAGCCCCGCGAAAGCAAAAUAACUUAGCGUUAAACUACACCAAGUACUGAACUACUACCAGCCGGAUCGUGCUGCCUACGCAUGAUCCGAUUGAACAACUGUUGAUUGCACACACUCACAGCCAGCGGUUGUAAGAGUAGGGCAAAUGGCUCAGCUUUUACGAAUGCUUUUAAUAUUAGUUCCAUAUCCACCUAACUGCUUAGUUUAAGAGGGAAUGGACCUAACCAACAGGAUCCUGCCACUGAAUGAAUCGUAAGGGACAGCUGCUCGAUCAAUUGAUCGAUUCCGUUAAGCUGUAGAAGCGUGCGUUACGAAGCUAACCGUGCGCCUGUAUCGUUGUAUGUUGUAUUAAAGAACAUAAUUAUGUAUGGCCGCGAGAAGCGAGGACGAAGAGCGAAUGAAUGCGGUAAUGAACUGUGUGAUAUAAUAACAGAUAUGCAUGCAUGAUAGCGUGUGAAAGGCACCCGUGUGUUUGCGUGAUCGGGUACGCGCGUACGUGUGUCGUUAGGGGAAUUAAGGUAGAACACGGUCAGACAAUUUGUAAAUUAAACCAUGUAACGUAAUCUACUAUCGAAGAGGAGGGAGCCAGGCACCACUUGCCACUUUGCCACUCAUCCAUUCACACUCCUUUAAAUUUAGCGUAUGUUGUAAAACACGUUUCUAUCUAUAAUACAGUAAUAGCGAAAUACGAACGAAAGGACACCUGUCCGGAAGUAGUCUUGGGUCCUGCUUUGCGCGGGCAGAGAUUAAAAGCGCAAACAGCUAACAACACAAAGAAAGCAGCAGAAAGGGCGUAAGGGAUGUUGUUUCGAUGUUGCAGCGCCCCGCGGUCAACUACUAUCGAACUCUAGAUGCAAGAGCUUUCACGGGAUUGUACGCAAGUUCUUGGUACAUUUUAAGCAUCCCUAACGAACAACAUUUUAAUGCAAAUCGCGGGUUUGGCUCUCAGGGGAUGGCUUGAGCCUAAAGAAAAAUGAAACGAAACUACAAACUGCCAGAGACAGAAAAAGAACGAGCAGAACUUUGAAUGUUUGGUUUUGUGCCAGGAGAAGCGGAACAUUAAUUCUGACCACCGUUUUGUGGGGCUAAAAACACGAUCGUGUGCGAACGAGCAGGAGAUGAUGAUAUUCUAAUUUGUCUAAUAUUGAGUGACAUUAAUUCGUGUUAAAAAAGAGUGUACUGUUUGUUUGGUGGUCGUGCAAUUAAGAAGUAAGCUUCGGUUAAGAAACAACGCUUCCGAAGGGACAUACGACGGAUAACUUAAGUCAACAUCAAGCUGUUAUGAACGAACACAACCACAACCACACGUGUGCUGCAAAAAUAAAGUACUCUGAUUUCUAUUAACCAAGAA